Psylliodes chrysocephalus is the source of this 403-nucleotide messenger RNA. The record is from the annotation of a GenBank genome assembly. Lineage: Eukaryota; Metazoa; Arthropoda; Insecta; Coleoptera; Chrysomelidae.
UUUCUCACAAAAAAUUAAAUAUAUCUCGUUUUUAUGAAAUCUGAACUAAGUCCAGAAGCCCCGGUAUAUAUCCCACCUCCCUUAAGAAAUGUAGCAUUGAAAUCAUCAUUUUCCUCUUCCAAAUCAUCCCCAAAUCCAAAAGAACCUCAGUGUUCAAGAUAUUCAAGGAAAUCAGUCCGAUCCUCGAGUAGUGCGAAUAACAGCCCCCGACCUAUAUUGGGGAACAAACCACCUUUUCCGAGACCAAUUUUAGGAAGGAGAGAUGAUUCCGAAGUUAAGGAUAUUAACGAUGAUGUUGAAGAAUAUAUCGGAAAAGAGUACAGAAGAAGUUUUAGUAGAAUGAAAUUAGAAGACGAAGCUGACACCUCGUUUAACGAAGAAAAUUGCGAAUGAAAGUUAAAGA